CACGCGAAGGGGGUGGGGCUCUGGAAGGCGAGCCUCAGCCCGUGUCUCUCCCGCCGGAACUGCCCGUGCCGCCGCCAUGGAGGAACAGAAGGAGAACCGGCUGCGGGGUGGACACCACGAGGCGCCGGCACCCGCCCCUGCGCCCUCCCCACCCAGCCAGCUCGCUGCCCCGGCCCCGGCCCCUGGCAGCACCCCCAGGGGCCAGCAUCACUGUAGACUGGAUGGACAAGACAAUAAUGAAAAAAUUUCCACCUGCCAUUCUAAUGAUUUCAGUGACCCAAUUUACAAAGAAAUUGCUAUGACUAAUGGUUGCAUUAAUAGGAUGAGUAGAGAUGAGCUGAGAGCCAAACUUGCAGAGUUCAAGCUUGAAACGAGAGGAGUGAAAGAUGUACUGAAAAAGAGGCUUAAAAACUACUACAAGAAGCAGAAGCUGAUGCAGAAGGAGCCCACUGAUGAAGAGAGUUACUAUGAUUAUAUCUGUGUUGUUGACUUUGAAGCAACCUGUGAGGAGGGCAACCCCCCUGAAUUUAUACAUGAAAUAAUUGAAUUUCCUAUUGUGCUAGUAAACACUCAUACACUAGAAAUAGAGGAUACCUUUCAACAAUAUGUGAAGCCAGAGAUUAAUCCUCAGCUUUCAGACUUCUGUAUUAAUCUGACUGGAAUCACUCAGGACCUCGUAGACAAAGCUGAUGCCUUUCCUCAAGUCCUACAAAAUGCUGUAGAAUGGAUGAGACGGAAAGAACUGGGGACUAAAUAUAGCUAUUCCAUACUGACUGAUGGAUGUUGGGAUAUGAGUAAGUUCCUGAAUAUCCAGUGUCGUAUUAGCCAUAUCAAAUAUCCCUCUUUUGCCAAAAAAUGGAUCAAUAUUCGCAAAUCAUACGGCAACUUCUACAAGGUUCCCAGAAACCAGACCAAGCUGACAAUCAUGCUUGAAAAGCUGGGAAUGAGCUAUGAUGGGCGACCUCACAGUGGACUUGAUGACUCUAAGAACAUUGCACGGAUAGCUAUACGAAUGCUUCAGGAUGGAUGUGAGCUGCGUGCGAAUGAGAGAAUGCAUGGUGGGCAGCUAAUGACUGUAUCCUCCUCUGCUCCAGUAGAAGGAGCCCCUGCUCCACAGAUGCCCCAUCUUAGAAACUAGCAGUGAAAGAGUGCUACAAAAUGAACGAACCACUGUUGAAGACUUAGACUGCAAAGACAGCUGAUUAAAUGACCAUUUUGAUAAAACAUCUUCAGAGCAAAAUAUGUGAGCACCUUAAACAGCUUUCUUUGUUUAAAAUAAAGGGGACGUGAACUCUUUGUUCUUUAA
Molecule: messenger RNA, 1306 nt
Organism: Alligator mississippiensis (American alligator)
Lineage: Eukaryota; Metazoa; Chordata; Crocodylia; Alligatoridae
Gene: ERI1
Product: exoribonuclease 1
Exons: 7
Coding region: 77-1138 (353 amino acids)
Biological process (GO): exonucleolytic trimming to generate mature 3'-end of 5.8S rRNA from tricistronic rRNA transcript (SSU-rRNA, 5.8S rRNA, LSU-rRNA)
Cellular component (GO): cytoplasm; nucleolus
Molecular function (GO): 3'-5'-RNA exonuclease activity; nucleic acid binding
Source: RefSeq, a predicted model, not a curated record